UGAGCCUUUCAGGGGGAUUAGUAGAGGGGAGUAUAUAAGAAGACCACAGAGCAAAGAACAGCCAGACACAAUCUGACCAGAGAGACAUCCGCCAGAAGCCAACUGCAAAAAACAGUGUAAAAGAUGGCAGACGCAGGCGUUGCAGCCCCCGCCGACAAGAAGGCACCUCCCAAGUUCAAGCAGAGGGCCCCUCGUGUCUUCAAGAGCAAGGCCCCUAAGCCCGGCCAGAAGGGAUUCGGAGACGACAUCCCCGGCAUGGAGGGUCUUGGCACAGACAUCACAGUGGUUUGCCCAUGGGAAGCCUUCGGGGACAUGGAGCUCAGCGACUUGGCGAAAUAUGGAAUUGUCUAG
This is a messenger RNA of Cottoperca gobio, 351 nucleotides long. Its product is annotated as retinal cone rhodopsin-sensitive cGMP 3',5'-cyclic phosphodiesterase subunit gamma-like. Gene Ontology annotation, biological process: positive regulation of G protein-coupled receptor signaling pathway; positive regulation of epidermal growth factor receptor signaling pathway; visual perception. The coding region runs from base 124 to 351 and encodes 75 amino acids. Gene Ontology annotation, cellular component: photoreceptor outer segment membrane. Gene Ontology annotation, molecular function: cGMP binding; 3',5'-cyclic-nucleotide phosphodiesterase activity. The record is from RefSeq and is a predicted model, not a curated record. The transcript is spliced from 3 exons. Lineage: Eukaryota; Metazoa; Chordata; Actinopteri; Perciformes; Bovichtidae.